AUGGACCCCUCAGUCCAACACGAGCUCUCCAAGCUCUCCGAAACCGAUUCUAUUCCCAUUCCAUUCCGCGCGUCCCCAAAUCACAUUCAAUCCACCUGGGCGCGAACCUUCCAUUUCCAGCCCUCCCUCUACAUUCGCCCUCGCACCCUCCCCGAGCUUGAGCGCGCCGUGACUCUUGCGCGCCUCUGCCGUAAACAUAUCACCACCAUCGGCUGCGGCCACUCUCCUUCCUCUAUCACCAGCACUUCUUCCUGGCUUAUCAAUCUCGAUGAUUACAACAAGAUCCUGGACGUGGAUAGGGAGAGCGGGGUGGUGAGAAUGGAGAGUGGAAUACGCCUGUACCAGAUCGGAGCAGAAUUGGAUAAAGUCGGGCUGGCGAUGCCGAAUCUAGGGAGUAUCAAUCAGCAGAGUAUUGCAGGCGCCAUCUCAACCGGCACGCAUGGGAGUUCGCUGCGCCAUGGCCUCUUGUCAGCCAGCAUCCUCAGUUUGAAGAUCACCCUUGCGAGUGGAAAAACAGAGACCUGUUCUCCUACACAGAAUGAAGAGCUGUUCCGUGCGGCGUUGAUAAGUCUAGGAGCGCUGGGUGUGAUAAGCGAAAUCACCUUUCAGGCUGUGCCUGCGUUCACCCUGCGCUGGAAGCAGGUUGUUGAUCGUGACGUGGUGUUGUUUGAAGACUGGCCGAAACAGCUAUGGACGCAGGCCGAGUUCGUCCGGGUGUGGUGGUUUCCGUACACGAGAAGAGGGGUGGUUUGGACUGCAGAAAAGACGGACGAGGAGCCUAAACAACCCGCGGGUUCGUAUUAUGAUGCUUGGUUGGGGUAUCAUGUUUACCAUAAUCUGCUUUACCUUGGACAGCAUUUCCCUAGAAUUCUGCCGUGGGUGGAGUGGUUCGUCUUUGGUAUGCAAUAUGGAUUCCAGAGUGGCACUACCACGUCGGCGAUUCAGCCUUCAAGAGAAGCACUACUUAUGAAUUGUCUGUACAGCCAGUUUGUGAACGAGUGGGCACUUCCUCUGCACAAGGGACCAGAGGCUCUACGGAGACUCAGUUCAUGGCUCAACCAGCUUUCCCCUUCUGAUCCAGACUACAUCGAGCACGGUAUUCCGUAUACAGCAGAGGGACUAUAUGUACACGCUCCUGUUGAAGUACGAAUCACAGAUACUGCUAAAUCCACUACACCACGCCCGCAUCUCGAUCCGACUUGUACGGAUGAACCAACACUAUACCUCAACGCUACGAUAUACAGACCGUAUGACAGCGAUCCUCCUUGCCGAUUCCGCUAUUACCAAGGCUUCGAGUACCUCAUGAAGGAACUGGGAGGUCGUCCUCAUUGGGCGAAGAACUUCGAGGUCGGCGCAAAAGAAAUCGAGAGCAUGUAUGGGGACCGCCUGGCGGAGUGGAAGCGGAUUAGGGAGAAUGUUGAUCCGGAGGGUAUGUUUGUAGGAGAAUGGCAUCGGCACACACUGCUAGGAGAAGGGAAGCAGUAUCCUCUAGAGGAGAGAGAGGUGAGUAGGGAAAUCAUGAAGGAGGGUGGGCUUUUGGUCAAGAAUCUGGUCGGGACCGAGGAAAAGCGCUCGAGUGGCUAUAGCAGUGAGGAGAGCUUUGAUGAGAUGCGUGCGAGUGAGAUCACAAUUCCGGGCAGAAUAGAAGUCUAG
Messenger RNA from Lachnellula hyalina, 1653 nucleotides. It is a transcript of the gene alo-1, whose product is annotated as putative D-arabinono-1,4-lactone oxidase. Gene Ontology annotation, cellular component: membrane; mitochondrion. The coding region runs from base 1 to 1653 and encodes 550 amino acids. The transcript has a single exon. The record is from RefSeq and is a predicted model, not a curated record. Lineage: Eukaryota; Fungi; Ascomycota; Leotiomycetes; Helotiales; Lachnaceae. Gene Ontology annotation, molecular function: FAD binding; D-arabinono-1,4-lactone oxidase activity.